Cherax quadricarinatus is the source of this 18790-nucleotide messenger RNA. The record is from RefSeq and is a predicted model, not a curated record. NCBI's taxonomy places the organism in Eukaryota, Metazoa, Arthropoda, Malacostraca, Decapoda, Parastacidae.
AUGUAACAUACAGAGUCUGAUAUGGCAACAGUUUCCAUCUUGUGUAUGUAUCUUUGCUUAAUGAAGAACACUCUGUCAAGAGUUAAUAAGUGUUAAAAUAAUUUGCUUCACUAUUAAUAUUUCAGUCAGCAUUUUUUUUGUAAGUUUAGUAUCCAGAAUUUUAUUGUAAAUAUUAAUUGAGAAAAUAUCUAUUUGUGUUCUUGAAAUAAAAGUUUUGCAACUAAUCAUGGUACAAUAGGAACGGAUACAGCAAGAACUGGAUACUCUGAAAGCAGAGAUGGAGAGCCUCUUUCAGGAUGACCUUGUUCGAUCAGUGUCACCAAGUGGAGGAGAGUUUGUACGGAGUACCUCCCACUCAAGCUUUGACUCCAGGUCCUUGCCCCGGAGGACACCCUCAGCACCUGCCACUCAGAAGAGGACGACUGCCAUGGAGGAGGAUAAUAAUCAGAGUGAACGAGGGUGGGAACUGAGUGCUGGUGGUCCUCACCUGCAACAGUCAUUCAGUGAGGAAGGUGGAGAACUCUCUGAUGGUGAAGGUGAAGAUGCUGAGUCAUUAUUCUCACACAUGGAUAUUCUCUCUCCGUCACAUCACACCGAUGCUCAGACUCUGGCACUUAUGUUACAGGAGCAGCUCGAUGCUAUUAAUAAUGAAAUAAGCGACCUUAUGGGGGGGACAAGAGGUUCUGUGGGAGGGACAGAGGCUUAUUGGGGAAUGAUCUCUCCCCAUCCCCCCCCAUCGUGGGAAACCCUGCCUGAACAGCAAAGCAGAUUAAUUCAGGAAGAGAAACAAACCACAGAGGCCCGGGCAGAAGAGCUAGAGUCUCGUGUGGGUAGUGUAGAGCACAUGAUGCUGCGAGGACGAUCCAUAGAACGUCCUUCUCCUCCUAUUUCUGGUCGGUCGACUCCCAAGUCUCACCACUCGCCCUCUCGAGACUACCUACAAAAGUACCACACUGCCCCGGCUGGCAUGUCUCCUUCCCAUAUGUACCAGUACAUGAAUGAUCGACGGCUCUCGGGGGGAUCUCUGCCCGGCUCCCAGGGUAACUUAAGCAACAUGAAUCGAGUGGACGGACGCGAAGAUAGCCAGGUAUCACUGGGGAUGCGAGGCGAAGGUUCUCCACCAACUCCACGUUCACUGCGACUAGCACCAGGACCAGCGAUGGUACCACCCACCAGUCUGGUACCUGGCAGCAAUAACCUGGCAGGACUGGGCGUUGCACCACCCUCGCAGUUGGUCAACCUGGCAGCAUCCUCGGAAGAUCUGAGGAGGUACACUUAUGUGCCUGACAACUCACCUGCCUCUACUCUCACACCUGCUCUCCACCACCACCCCUACUCACCAGGAGGUGGAGGGGGCGAGUCGUCUCACUCUACACCUUCCCCCCUCUCUUCCCACCACAGUAGUCAAGACUCGCUGCACAAGAGUGUCAUCAAUCAACCCAAGAAAAAGGGAAUCAAGUCAUCUAUAGGACGUUUCUUCAGUAAAAAAGAUAAGCAAGGGAAGAUGAAGGAUGCGCUCCAGCAACACCCAGGCUCAGGCUUGAGUUCUUCAGGGAUCUACAGUGAUGGUGACAUUGGCUCCUCAGACUCCUUAUCCCUAGCUGGUUUAGGACAAAAAGCUGAUAUUGAUAGACGAACCAAAAAGAAUUUACCUGGUUAUAGACAUGAAUUAUUGGCUGAAGCUAUGAAAGCUGGAACUCCAUUUGCAUUAUGGAAUGGUCCCACAAUUGUUGCUUGGUUGGAACUCUGGGUGGGCAUGCCAGCCUGGUAUGUGGCAGCUUGUCGAGCAAACGUCAAGUCCGGAGCCAUCAUGUCUGCUCUGAGUGAUGCAGAGAUUCAGCGAGAGAUUGGUAUAUCUAAUCCACUACACCGCCUCAAGUUACGACUGGCCAUUCAGGAGAUGGUGUCAUUGACGUCUCCUUCGGCACCCAAGACUUCCCGCACUACCUUAGCCUUUGGUGACAUGAAUCACGAGUGGGUUGGUAAUGAGUGGCUUCCAGCUCUAGGUCUGCCCCAGUACCGCACUACCUUCAUGGAGUGUCUAGUUGAUGCCAGGAUGCUGGACCAUCUCACAAAAAAAGAUCUCAGAGGACAACUUAAAAUGGUCGACUCUUUUCAUAGAACAUCACUUCAGUUUGGUAUCACCGCGUUAAAGAAAGUCAACUAUGAUCGGGUGGCUCUGGAAGAUCGGAGACGAGCGUGUGAAGAAGAAAAUGCAGACGUGUUAGUAUGGACCAAUGAUCGAGUUAUAAAGUGGAUAACUGCUAUAGGUCUCAAAGAAUAUGCAAAUAAUCUGAUAGAGUCUGGGGUUCAUGGGGCACUGGUAGCCUUGGAUGAAAGCUUCGAUUAUAAUGCUCUAGCUCUGGCUCUACAAAUUCCUACACAAAAUACUCAGGCAAGACAGUUAUUAGAUCAGGAAUUUCGCAGUCUUCUUUCAACUGGAACAGAUCGAACAGAUAUCAAUAAAUCUUGAUAUGAGGCCCCCACAGCUAAGGAUGCUGAAGCUAGACUUGUUUAAUGAAUCCAAAGAAGUGGGGCAGGGUGACCAGUGAUAACAGAAUCAGUGGUUGUUGUUUGUGCCCCAGGAACUGGGCAACUAGUGAUAGCAGAACCAGUGGUGGUUAUUUGUGCCCCAGGAGCAGGGCAACCAGUGAUAGCAGAACCAGUGAUUUGUUUGUGCCCCAGGAGCAGGGCCACCAGUGAUGGCAGAACCAGCGGUGGUUGUUUGUGCCCCAGGAGCAGGGCAUCCAGUCAUAGCAGAACUAGUGGUGGUUGUUUGUGUCCCAGGUGCAGGGUGACCAAUGAUAGCAGAACCAGUGGUGGUUGAUUGUGCCCCAGGAGCAGGGCAUCCAGUCAUAGUAGAACCAGUGGUGGUUGUUUGUGCCCCAGGAGCAGGACAACCAGUGAUAGCAGAACCAGUGGUGGUUGUUUGUGCCCCAGGAGCAGGAUGACCAGUGGUUGUUAAUUGUGCCCCAGCCUCAUCUUUACCCAACCCUACAAUAGUAGUUAAUUCCCUCUACUGUUGACUCAUACAGCUGAUGUUGAUUGGCCUAAGGUGUGUAUACUAAGGACAGAUAAAUCCGGUGAUUUAUUAUUAUACACAAAAGCUGCAUGCUGUUGCUUGUUAUGAGGCUUGGGCACAGUAGUAGACUGCAAGUGUCCCAAGCUGAUCCCUGAUCUUUGGGCACAAUAUGUAGACUGCAAGUGUCCCGAGCUGAUCCCUGAUCCCCAGGCGUAGUAGUAGACUGCCAGUGUCCCGUGCUGGUCCCUGAUCCUCGGGCACAGUAGUAGACUGCAAGUGUCCCAAGCAGAUCCCUGAUCUUUGGGCACAGUAGUAAACUGCAAGUGUCCUGGGCUAUUCCCUGAUCCUCGGGUACAAUACUGGACAGCAAGUGUCCUGAGCUGGACUGAUCCUAGUGAGGAUCACUUAUCAUCUGCCUUGUCAUUUGUACUGACAAACAACUUCUCAGUUUGUGUAUGUUUCACUCACUACUGAUGUAAAAGCUGAUUUUAGUAAAAUAUGAAAAUGUUAGUGAAAUAACAAAAAACUGAGACAUGAAGGCAGUGUCAAAAGAAUCACCUUCUCGGAACCUCUAGUCGAUAGUGGCUAUAAAUUGAUGGACAGUGAUAUAGUUUGUCAUGAUCUGUUAUUGUGAUGCUUGAUGCUGGCUUUACUUAAGUGUUAAACAACUCGGCCUAGAAUGGUUGAAACUGCCUAGUAUAGUACAGGGCUGUGAGUCAGGAUAUAUUAUUAUUAUUACAUUCAGUGGGGAGUGCUAAACCCAUAGGGAUCAUACAGCUCCUAAGAUAUAUUAUACUGAACAGAGAUGUUUAUAUAUGUACAUUGAUUGCUGUGUUAUUUGAUGCUGAUUGGUACUGUAUGUCAUACGUUUGUGACAUACUGUACAGGUAUAGACAUCAACUAAACAAUAGAUACGAGCCUAGCUGGUUUAUUCAAAGAUCAAGUUGGAUUGCCUGGUGAUGUUUGGGAAAUGCACUACCAGAUAAUUUACUUAAAUAUAUACAGGAAUAAAUGUAUAGAAGUUUGAAUGAAGUGAUCAAGUGAAUGUUGGUGUGAAGUGUGUAAUGCAUGCAAGUGGAUAAAAGUGAGGCAUUAAUGGUGCAUGUAAGUGUCAGUGAGGAUAUUUUGUCUCCUAUACAAGGAAGUGAAUAUUAUUGGCUAGUCAUGUUGAGGCAUGUGAGUGAGGUUAUGUUGUCUGUGUGUAAUCUCUACCUGGUCCUGUAUAGGGGUGUCAUGUAUGUUGCAAAAUUUACAUAUUUUUGAUUUUUUAGGCUUUCCAGUAAUUUAAAAUAUAUCAUUUACAAGUUUUACACUAUGCAGAAUCAUUUGGUUGCUCAGUAUUGUGAAAUUAUCAGUGAAAUGCAGAAGUAAUACAAGGUUGUUCUGUGCAUACAGUACAACUGGAACUGCCAGAUCAGGUACAAGACUGUGUUUAUGAAUAUUUAGUAAUGUGUAGCUCAUUUGGAGUACCUCCAGUUCAUCACAAAAAUACAGUGUAUGUGUAUCUGGUGCAAUGUUUGUACGCACAUAUGAUUUAUAAUGUAACUGUCUGUAUGUUGCCAUCAUUGUUGAAUCACAGUGUCUUGAACUACAUUGACUUAAGUGUCAGGUACAGUGGAAACCUGCACAUGGAGGUGUAGAGCAGAGUCUCAGCUAGUUAAGAAUGUGCAUGGUGAAUACAAGACAAAAGCUAUCUUGUAUUAAUGUUGGUAGAAUUACCGACAAUGUGUUAGGUAAAAAGACACACGUGCAACUAAUGUGACACUUAAUUGUGGCAACGUUUCGCUAUCCAGGAGCUCGAUAAAGCUCCUGGAGAGCGAAACAUUGCCACAAUAUAAUGUCACAUUAGUUACAAUUGUGUCCUUUUACCCAACAAAAGCUAUCUUCCAUACUUUACAUGCCAAACUUGUCUUUGUAAUUAAUAUGUGUAAAAAGUCUCCUCAUCAAGAUCUUGGCAAACAGUGUCAAUUUGUUUUACUGUUAUGAUUGAUAACUGGUCAGUUGUGUAUUGGAUUUUAUGAAGUGUACUUGGUGUUAUUAGCAAGACAGAGUUGGCCAGUUAACUUAUGAAUGGGCUGUGUUGUCAUAGGGAGCAGAUAUGGUCUGUACAGUGCACUUUACAUUGAUGUUGAGUAUGACUGAUUGUUUCUGUGAAACUUGUGUAAGUAGUGUCCCAUUCUCAACGUAAUGUUCAGUGUAAUGCCAGAUGUACUCACCUCAUUGUUAUGUGUGAAGCUUCAUCUUUUACCUCAUCAUCUUGCCUGUAUUCAUUCGUGAUGCAACUUUAGUUGAAAUAUUUAUGUUGUGGUGCUGUAGUUCUGCUGUCCUCAACUCCCACAUUCCUUGAGUAAAGAAUACUUUUCUCUACAUCUAAUUUUGUGAUUCUCUCAUAUUCCUCUGAGUACUGCUUUUAUUGUAAACAUUAAACAAGAGGUGAGCAACUAUACUAUUGCUUGAUUCACUGGCUAGAGUCCUUUCAUAACAAGAGGUGAGCGACUACAUUGUUGCUCAACUCACUGGUUGGAGUCCUUAAAUAAUAAUAAUGUCACAAAAUGAGCUUAUUCCUCAAUUAAGGCCAACUGACUUGUGUAUAGUUGUUUUUUUUAAAGGUUUACAUUAUUUGAUAUUUCUUCUAUUUUAAUUCUUAUUAAGUGAGCAAAAAGCUCAAAAAUAUUCUAAUGCAGUCUAAUAUUAUCUAAAGUUAAAACAAAGAAAAUAACAAAGAUUUGCUUAUUCAACCAAAUAUUUGACAACUGUGUUUACUUACACAUUGAGUUAAGACAUAAGAUAAGACUUGCCUCUUCAUUCAUUCUUAACAUUCACAUGCACAGCACUUCUGGUGUAUAUGAACUCUGUCAUUCCUUUGGGAACAGUUUUUUUUAAUAUUUCUAUGUAUCAGGCUUAUUUGCAUAUUUUUUAUGGAACUUUUGUAUGGUAUCUUUUUUUUUUGGGGGGGGGGGGGGAGGUGUAACCAUUAUAUCAUUUGUGUUAUUUUACCCCACUAAUUUCUCACAUACCAAAACUGUAUCAUCACAUCAUUUUUUUUAUCCAUGGAUUCCCAUAUGAAACAAUCUUCUUAUAUCUUCACAUUAUAUGUUGCAUGACAUUACUUUUCUUAAUGUUAUGCUAAUACAUGAUGUCUUUCAUUAUGUACAAAGUCAUAUGGGCUUCUGCAUCAGUUACUUUGCUUCUUCCCAUUUAAGUUCAUUACACUUGUAGCUCAGAGGUGUCUCAAUGCUCAGUGAUAUAUUUCACUCACAACUAAGUCCUCUUCUUGUAGGAUUAACACAUGAAAGCUGUGGUGUUCACAGUAUGAUCCUUAAUGAUUGCUUCUUCCACAUACUGUACAUAAGUUUAAUUAUUACUUCCAAGCGAUCACCAUUCAGACUAACAUUACUGUACUAUUCUUCACAUUAACUCAAGAAAUGUACAGUAUAUAUAUUUUGACUUAAUAACUGUCUUGCAGCAUACUUUUAUCACUACUCCAUCAUCCAGCCAUCCUCAGUCCGUAACUCAGUCACACAAGCAAAAUUAUCUAUACACAGUAGUUGUGACAGAUUUAAGUGCCAUCAUAUUCAUUGCAUUUGCAUGUUGCAAUAGUCAUUUAAACCAUGAAUAUAUACACUUCUCUAACAUUACUGUGACUUUCAAAUAUAAUUCAUAUCACUUUUUGCACCAUGUGAACAAAAUGAUUCCAUAGAAAAGCUAGUAUCUGAAUUCAGUGGUUUAAGAUUCAUGCUUAGAAUUGUAGCAUUUUAUUAUUAUUAAUUUUUAUUAUACAAUAUUUUUACUCAUGAGGAAAUUCAGUCAGUAUGCAUUAUAAUUUCCUUAUAAUAAGGAAGCGUAUUUCACACACUUGCAGAUGUUGCAAGUGUAUGGAAUAGCUGGUAGGUUACUGAAAGCUGUUAAAGAAUUUUUAUGAGGAUAGUGAGACUCAGGUUAGGGUAUGUAGGAGAGAGGGAGAUUAUUUUCCAGUAAAAGUAGACCUUAGAUAGGGAUACAUGAUGUCACCAUGGUUCUUUAAUAUAUUUAUAGAUGAGGAUGUAAGAGAAGUGAAUGCUUGGGUGUUAGGGAAAGGUGUGGAAUUAAAAGACAAAGAAUUUAACACAAAGUGGGAGCUGUCACAGUUACUUUUUGCUAAUGACCCUGUACUUUUGGGAGAUUCUGAAGAGAAGUUCAUUAGGUUGGUGGCCAAAUUUGGGAGGGUAUGUAAAAGGAGGAAAUUAAAAGCAAACAUAGGAAAGAGCAAGGUGAUGAGGCUAACAAAAAACUUAGACAAUGAAAGAUUGGAUAUCAGAUUGGAGGGAGGGAGUAUGGAGGAAGUGAAUGUAUUCAGAUAUUUGGAAGUGGACUUAUUGGCAGAUCGGUCUAUGAAAGACGAGGUGAACAGUAGAAUUGAUGAGGGGGAAAAAAAAAAGCAAGUGGUGCACUGAGCAACCUGCGGAGACAAAGAACAUUAUCCAUGGAGACAAAAAGGGAAACAUAUGAGAGUAUAAUGGUACCAACGUUCUUAUGUAGGUGUGAAGCAUGGGUUGUGAAGAUGGCAGCAAGGAGAGGCUGAAGGCAGUGGAGAUGUUGUGUUUGAGGGCAACAUGUGUGUGAAUAUUAUGCAGAGAAUUAACAGCUUGAAGAUGAGGAAAUGUGGGAUUACUAAAAGUAUUAUCCAGAGGACUGAAGAUUGAUUGUUGAGGUGGUUUGGAUAUUUAGAGAUGCUAGUACAAAAUAGGUUGACUUGGAGGGAAGGCAGGGUAGGGGUUGUUCUAGGAAGGGUUGGAAGGGGGUAAAGGAAGUUUUGUGUGAGAGGGGCUUAGACAUCCAGUAUGAGAGAUUGUUAGAUAGGAGUAGAGGCAAGUGGUUUUUAUGAUGAUGUGCUAUUGGAGUGUGAGCAAAGUAACAUUUAUGAAGGGAUUCAGAGAAACCAGCUAGCUGGAUCUGAGUCCUCAAAGUGGGAAGUACACUCUGAAGGAGGGCCAGUGGGGAUAUUUGCAGUUUUGAACUGUAGUAUUGGUGUGUCUCUGGCAAGACAGUGAUGGUGAAAGUGGGAGACAGCCGGUGUACUAAAAAAAAAGCAACAACAACUGUUUGUGGAUAUUUCUUGCACAACGUUUUUGCUUAUAAAUUUCUUAAAGUGCUACCUUGCUUUUAUUCUUAGUCAGAACUCUUAUUCACAUCUGUUAUUUUGUUAAUCAGUUUUACCAUGUCCAUCACUACAACCUUACAAUACUUCUGUUAUCACAGGAGAAGGAGGAAGAGGAAAUUGUUUUUAGUUAUCCUCUACUUGUACAGCUUCCUCCGAUUCUUCAAAACCUACCAUCGUCUUCUCCAUUAUUGUCAUGUUUCAUCAAUUCCCUCUCAUCUGGUUACACAAGUAAAUAAUUUAUUGCCUCUUUACAAUUAUAAAAUAGUAUAUAAGUUACACUAUUGUUUUUUUUAUAAACAUUGUCUGAAUUUAUCAAUGUUGAACACAUAAUGAUUAAUUUUUUAAAAAUGUCCAGAACCUACCCAAGUUCAAACUGUGAUAUGCUCUCUCUUUUUUUUUCCUUUCUUGAAGUACUAAUUUUUUAUUAUCAAGGUUUCAGAAAUGCUUGGCAUGAAGUAAUCUUCCUCAGAUAUUAACCCUUUGACUGUCGCAGGCCCCUUUCUGAAACUGUCAUUCUAUGUCACAAAAUAUUCGGAAAAAAAAAAAAUUCUUAUGAAAAUAUUAAGAUUAUUUUUCUGAGUGUUUUAGUCGAAAUUUUUUUUUUUUGCCAUCAGUACUUACCAAGAUAUAAGAGGCGUGAAGUUUGCAGAAAAUGAGCCAUGUAUGGCAACAGCGGCGACUGCCGCUCACCUGGUAAACUUUGGUUUACUUGUAAUUGAAGGUUUGUUCUUUUUUUCACUAUUUUAUUUUUUCACAUAACUUAUGUGGCCUGUGAGACCAAAGUAAGGUGCAAUGUACAUAUAUAUACUCGUUGUAUACAUCACAAUAAGCACACAAACAUAAUUAUCAAUAUAUUGUUUACAAAACUUGUUUACAAAAACAAUACAAAAUUUUUUUAUUACUAUUGUUCUAUAAUAUAUAUACCAAUGUACAGUCACCGAACAUAUUCCUAGAAGCUCUGCAGCUUGUGGAACUCUUUGAAACAUGUUUUCAUACACAAUGGUGUUUUACACUUCCCCACACAUAAAACCAGUGUGUGUGCAUUUUUGUGGACCUUUGUUUUAUGUGCAAAGACAAAACACCUUGUCUGAGCAGUUUUCUUCGAAGUAUUAGCAGGCAGUUGUGUUAGGUAGUUAUCCUAGGUAAAUGGUCGUGUGUCAUCAUUCCUUCCUUCCAGCAUUCGUUUCCUACCUUCCUUCCUACUUUCCUGCAUUCCUUUCCUACCUUCCUUCGUCUUUCCUUACUUUCAUCUCGUCCUUCCUUCAUUCCUGCCUUCCAUUCUUCCUUCUGGUUACUAUAAUAUAUAUGCACAUAUAUAGUCACUAGAUACUUUCAUAUAACUGCUAUUAUCUUCAUUCAGCAAGCUUGUCUUGUGUGCAAGUGUGGGGCUUAUAAUUGUUUUGAGUCAGGAGUCGGCAGCUGUCAAAAUGACAUAUUAUCUCAUUACUCACUCCCCCUACCACCUGUCAAAACAGUGGGGUCAGAUGCUGCUUCCCCUAAAUUCUAUCUAAUUAUCUUUCUCCCUCAUUCUAUCUCUUUCAAUCUGUCUCUCUCUAUCUGUUUGUCUAUCUCUGUCUCACAGGUACACAUAAUUUCAAGUAUACAUAUUGUAAAUUACCUAGGAUAACCCAAAAAAUCCAGACAAAGUGCCAAACUCAGCUUGAAGAUGUGAGUAAACGUGAUGAUGACACAGUCUUGUGGCUCUCUCUGAGACAGAGAGCUAGAGGGAUAGACAGGGAGCUUGGCAGACAAAUAGACAGACAGAAAUGUUUGUGUACCAGCAAAAACAAAGGGAGGGCAAUGGUCAUCUAAUCUUUUCUUAUCAGCUGCACCCUCCCCCACCCUCGUUUACGCUCAUCAAACGUCAGCUCUUAUCAGAUGUUAUCUCCCCUUAUUUUGUCACUGUCAUAGGGUGGACUUUUUUUUUUUCUUGCUUCAAGGGAACAAUAUUAUUACAUCUUCCUCUUCUUCCUCCUCCUCUUCCUCUUCUCCUCUUCCUCCUCUCCUCCUCCUCCUUCUCUUCCUCCUCCUCUUCCUCUUCCUCCUCCUCCUCUUCCUCCCCUUCUCCUCCUCUUCCUCCCCUCCUCCUCUUCUUCCUCUUCUUCCUCCUCCUCCUCCAUUGCUUUUGGUCUCAAACUCCUCGAAAUCAUGAAAUUGAUCUUCACUGACACUUCCAUCUGUGUUAGAGCAUCACUUGGGAAGAGAAGAGUCCCAGAUAUACUGGGGAGAAAUUAUGCUGAAAAAGGACAACUGAAAUUUCAUUCCCACAAUGCACCACUGGCUCCCCGAUUUUUUUUAUAUGGUGCACACUGACCGUGGAGACUCAUUCUCUCACAUGUGGGCCUACCAGCUUUCUCCUGCUUGAUUUGAAGCCGCUAGAAUUUAUGCGUAUACAUACGUCAGAAACAGUGGUGUGUAAGACGUAUAUAUAUGGCGUAAACAGUCAAAGGGUUAAUUAUUAUGCUAAGGCGGCAUAUUCAUUUCCUUUUGCAUCAAUAUUUCUGUAAAUUUACAUUUUGUCCCUGGCAGUGUAGUGAGUGUAGCAGUUAAUACCUUGCUGAGUGACCCCAGUAUAUUAACCUCACCACAAAGUUAUACUGUUGCUUUCUUUCCCUGUAAUCAUUAUUUACUCUUAGUUAAUUAUGGUAUUCUUUGUUACAUGAAUGCCUCCCAAUGUUUCAUGUAUGUAUGUUCUUUGUUGCAUGAACACUGCCCAGUGUUUCAUGUAUACAUGUUCUCUGUCUCAUAAACACCUCCCAGUGUUCCAUAACUGUUAAAUGCAUUACUACUUACCAUGACCUUAUUAACAACUACUCUUCUACUUUUAUUUUAUUUUUCUCUGCCCUUUGAUGUUUUUAUAAGACUUUUGCAAUGUCUUAGGUGUUACUGUCUAUCAGUUCUUUAAGGUACAGCUUCAGUCUUGAGAACUCAUUAACAUUUUACUUUCCUUGUCUAAGCCUCUGUUUCUUUCCUAAAUAUCUUGACCUCUUUCAUAUUUUAAUACAUUCACUUUGAGAGGUUCACAUUUUUUUUAUGUUAUCUAAAAAUUAUUGAAAAACCUGUUUCAUUCACGUAAAGGAUAGUGCUGCAUACCUACCUCUUCAAUCACUUAUUUAAAAAGAGCAUAAGAUAAUAAGAAGUCAUCAGACAAGGCACUGAACUAUGAGUGUAAGUCAAAGGAACAGUGUGUUGAUCAGUGAAGCAAAUUCAUUUUUGAAUGCUUGAAAACAAACACUAAACUGUCAUAUUUCAGUCUCGUGCAAGGUGCAUUACACUGUGUCUGCAUUUAAUUCUACUGUUGCUUUGUCUUGGCCUCAUAUUUACCUUCAUGGCUAACAAUGUCAUUUUGCUGUCAGUAUUUCUGUGGUGUUUCACAUCAAGAUGGUUAUUAGCACACUCAAAAGUUUCAAUAGCUGUAUCCAUACAUAGUGCAGUGCCAGGAAACAUUUUUCAUUUAUAAUAUUUCAAAAAAUUACAUCCAUCCAUCAUGAUCAUCUGCAAUGUUAAAUGGAAAUUCACUCAUUGUUUUGCUAGCCAGAUUUGUAGUUCAUGUAUUUUUGAUUAGCAGUGCACUUUUUAGGUUGUCAGAUCCCAUGCAUGGCAAGGUUUAGUAGUAAGAAAUGGACGAAUUCUAACCUUACUAGUAGACUGCAGAUGUGAAAGUGUAUUUAUAAUUGUAGAUAAAACCAAUAAAAAAUGUUGCUCCUAUACAUUUUAAAAAAGAAAACGGUUAAAAUGCAAAAAGAAAAUUGGUAAUGGGAUAUUUUUAACAAUGUAUUUUGGAAUGAAAUAUGAGUUUUAAAAAGAAUGAGAGUGUCAGUGUUUGUAAACUUGCAUAAGAUCUAAAAUGUUCUACAAAUCAUCUUGAAAUAUUAAAAUUAUAAUGUAACCAUAGGUUUAAAAUUUUAGAAAACAUGAGGUAACAAGUAUGGAAUUAAUGUUUUGAUGACAUUAUCACAUGAUGAUGUUUCACACGAGGUAACAACUGCUCCAUUUAUUACUCUAUCAUAAUGUUGAACUACCUCUCACUCAUUCACUCGCUCAUUGACACGCAUUCACUCUCACACUCACACUCUCACACACACACACACACACACCAAAAAAAAACAUACAGAAUACUGAGGAAUUGACAAGUCGAACAGGGACAGAAUGUUUCAGAGAUGGAAAAUAGGAACAAGAGGGCACAACUGGAAGUUAAAAACUCAGAUGAAUCAUAGGGAUAUUAGGAAGUAUUUUUCAGAAUUAGACUUGUCAGCAAGUGGAACAGUCUGCAGAGUGAAGUGGCAGAGGCAGGAUUCAUACACAGCUUUAAGAAGAGGCAUGAAAAGGCUCUUGAAGCCAGGAGGGAGUGGACCUAGUAGCAGCCAGUGAAGGGGCAGGGCCAGCAGCUGUGACUUGACCCCUGCAACCACAUAUAGGCGAAUAUGUGUGCACAUGCACACACAAGCACGCACGCGCGCACACACACAUUCAGGAGCUAUGACUCAACCCCUGCAACCACAAUUAGGUAAGUACACACACACACACACACACCACACACACACACACAGCAGUUACAGCUAGCAGCAGUGUUCCCUGCAUUUAGUGUUUUUGGGCUGGCCCUAGGAGUUUGUCAGUGGUCAUUGUAUGCAAUAGUGUUAGCGAACAAUACCAGAAGUGUAUAACAAGCUUCCAAAGUCAAAAAAGUGAGAUAAGGUCCAAAAUUUCCUGAGAAAAUUUGCAAGUGCAGGUUCAACUAGAAGCCUAAGAGAGGCACCCUGGUCUAAUGCCUCAGGCGUCAAGUGUUGGCAGAAGUGUGUUAUGCAGUUAGUGUCAAUAAGACAAGGUUUGUGAUCACAAGGAAAUAAGGGUAAAUAUCUGGAUAAUGAUGGUCUUAGUACAGUGAUAAGAUUGGCUUCUGAGUGAUGAAGAGGAGUAAAUAAUAAAAUAUAUAGACGCAUACUGUAUGACACCAGGAGAGUAGACCACAAGAUAUCAGUGUGGACCUGCACUGCACCAACAGCCAGAUGUACAGUACUCAUCUGUAUGUAGUGUCUUGCCUUUAGAUGGAUGUGAAAAGAUCACUCUCUUUAUACCUUUGAGUACCAGGGAAAUAAGUAGGAAAAACUCUGAUGGAAAGUAAUUAUUGCCUUAUUAGGACAAAUUCUUAAUAACACAGAUGUAGGUGUAUGUAUCUACAGGUGUUUGAAAAGAUCUCCAUGCAAACCAGUAUGUAAUACAAUAGCUAGCAUUGUUAGAAUACAAUAGGUAGCAACAGGAAAGACACUCACUUAGCCUCUACAGAGAAGUGGGGAAACUUCGAGGUACGAGGGGCAGCCUUGGAUCACCUAACAAACACACAUAUAUAUAGUACGUAUAUACAUGCAAAUACACUUAUAUGCACAGACACAUACACAGGCCAAGUGUCUAUUAACACAUACCUUUGGGAACUAGUAACAACACACAUGCCCUUGCACAUGCAUACACACCCUCAUGUGCAUACAUGUGUGCAUGAACACAUGUACAUACAAACACAUUCAUGCACAAACACACACACCUAUGCAGACAUGUUUGCACAACAUACAAGCAUACAUACAGCUCAGCAGACCUGUACAGUGCUGGCUAUACAAAGGCAAAGGCAGCGACUGAAUAUUUGACCAACAGUAAACUGCAAUCUAAGGAAGUUACUGUACUCAAUUAGGAAAUCUGUCGAGUGCAGAAAUGGAAACCCAAAAGACAACUAGAAGAAGGCGAGUUGAUGAGGGAGGAUCAGGGUAUGUGUGGACUGGGAGGUAAUUGAUGGUAGUAGGGAUUAGGUGCAAGAUAGAACAAGAAAGGGGAAAAAAGUUCAGUAAUUUUUGCAGAACAUUGGAAAAGGUACAAAAGGUUUCUGCUGAGAACAUGGAAUGGGAGAGAAGAGCUGCAGCUGCUAAUGCAAAGGUACAAAGCCUGAAAGAGAAUCUGAAGGAACUGAGGAGGGAACUGGGUGGAGAUGAAGGAAAGGGGUAAUGAGAUGGGAGCAGGAAUAGUAACAAUAGGUUAGUGGACAAGAAAGUGAAGAGGAGGCAAACAGACCUUUGCAGAAAUACUCUCGGGUAACCUGGAAGUGCAGGAGAUAAGAGGAAACAGCAAAGGAAUUGCUCAAAAGAAAAUCUGAAGGGAAAGGAAGUGGGAAGAGGAGAGAUUACUGAUUACCCAUGGGGUUCACAAGGCUGAAUAGAGGACUAAUGAGGAAAUAUGGCAGGCAGAAGAAAAGGAGAUUCAGCUUCCCAACAGACUUACAUAUCAGAAAGCUGAAGUGACUUAGGUGACAAAUUUUCAGACUUGGAGUGCACUCAAGGGAAAAAAUAAGUCCAUUCAAAAUAACCUUCUUGACAAAUCAUCCGUUUUAUGUGUUUACAGUUGCGUUAUUACGAUUCUGUGAGCUGUUAUGACAGAAAUGGCAUGAGACAGGAUCAUGCAAUGGAAACUGCAGUUAAGGCAGACAGAAAUGUACCACCAGUUGUUCCUCAACUGGGACAGAACAAGAGAGUACAAAGACACCAGAGGCAAGAAGGAGAGAUGGAACAUUUAUUGACUGGUGUGGAAGCUCAGUCUCUGGAGGAAUGCCAGGUGAACCCCCCACACAGACCCCCCUCCCCACCCUCUCUUCAAGCUUUAGCUCCCUCUUACACCCAAACACAAUAACCCAAAAUAAGCCAUAUUUCACACCCCUUCCUCACAAUUGCCCCUCACCAAAACCCUGACUCUAUGUUCCCCUACACCCCAACCUUCUUAUUUACAGUCAAGAUAUUGACCCCUUCCAGUUAAAAAAAAAAAAAACCAUACCCCACCCAUACUACUGCCCACACCAACUCCCACGUCCAUUACGUAUGUUCAGGAACCAGUUUGAGAACUUGCUAACUGAAACACAGUAAUGAAAAAAAGCUGAAAGCAUGGGACAUAUGUGAUUUUCCUGGCUAGAUAUCAGAUUAUGAGGUAAUGCCAAGGGAACGGAGGUGUACUAGUAGCAAUGCUUAAUAGAAACCCGUGGAGUUUUGAGAUGAGAGAAAUAGAGGGAAGGAAGAUGAAUAUAUAGCAGGCACACUGAAGACCAAGGGUCCCAAGGUGUUUUGUACAACCCUUCAGUAAACAGCAAGGAACCAAGACAAGAAUAUGAUGAAAACAACAGAACGUAGUGGAUACAUAAACUGGGGUGGUUCGAAGAGCCCACAUGAGCAGAGCAAAGCUGCCUGGUCAUGGGUGACUUUAACCACAAUAGAAUACUGAGAAUCUAGAGCCACACGGGGGACCAGAAAAAUGGAGGGCUAGGAUGCUGGAGGUGGUAAUGGAGAGCCUCAUGCACCAACAUGUUAGGGACACAACUAGAGAGAGGAGAGGAUGAACCAGUAAGGCUUUACCUUAUAUUCACCCUGAGCAAUUCUGACAUAAAGGAUAUUACACAUGAUAGGUCAGUGCUAGUGACCCCAUGGCCCUGAGUUUCGAAUACCUUGUGAAAAUAAACUUGGAGAGAGAAGCAGCAAGGGAAAUAUGUGAGAAGCCAAACUUCAGAAGAAAUUAUACAGGCAUGUGGUAAUUCCUGAAUAUGAUGCAGUGGGAAAGGGAAUUAGAAGGGAAAACAGUGAAUGAGAUGAUAAAGUAUGUGGAUGGAAAGUGCUGGGAGGCAGAGGAGAAAUUCACACUCAAGAGCAAAAAAAGCAAUGGGAAGGAUGAAGUGGGUUCAUGGUUCACCUGUGGGUCCAGAAAAAAUAUAGAAGGCAAAGAACUCAGGAAACAAGAAAUUGAGCAGAAGAGCCAAAAAUGAAUAUGCAUGGGGAAGAAAGGCUCGAUGGCAAUUUGAGAAUCAUAUGGCACUGAAUGCCAAAUCUGACUCAGAGGUUGUUACAUAGGUACAUCAAAAGGAAGAUAAGAGUAAAGGACCAGGUAAUCAGGCUGAAGAAAGAAGGAGAGCUCUCAAGGAAUGACUAGGGAGUCUGUGAGGAGCUUAGCAAGAAGUUUACAGAAGUAUUCUCAGUAAGGCUACCAUCAAACCAAAGCAUUAGUGUGCCAGCACAAUACAUACAACAGGAAAAGAGGUGAAAAAACUCUUACCUUUGAUAUACCUUUUAUGAGUUCCAAGAGUUUUUCCUACUUGUAGAGCCCAACCUUGAGCCAGGCUCAUCUUGUGAGCUAGAUACCUUGAAGACAGUGGAACCAGAUACUAUAUAUUCAUGGGUCCCGCGAGAGGGAGCAAAGGUAGUGUAUGUGUAUAACUAAGAACAAUCUUCAGCAAGUCAGUCAGUACACAGCAACUGCCAGUGGUAUGGAGGACAACAAAUGUAGUCCUAGUUUUUAACCCAUAAACGGUCCAAAUGCAUAUAUACAUUUUUUCAACAUUUGAAAGUAUGUAUGUAAAAAAAGUUGAUUUUUUUUUUUUUACAAUUGAAAACAUGUAAAAAAAACUUUGAUCUACAUUUUUUUUUUGUAGUUGAAAAUAUGUAAAAAAAACAAACGUAGAUCUACUUUUGGAGCACAAUGCAUAUGAACGUAGAUCUGCUUGGACCGUUAAGAAGAGACAGACAGGUAGCAUUAGAAACACUACAUUAGAAAUCAGUGUCACUGGCAUGCAUAUUAUGUAAGGUUAUGACGAUGAUUAUCAGGAGAUGAGUGAUGAAGCACCUAGAAAGGAGUGGGUUCAUGAUAACCAGAACUGCUGUAGAGAUGGUAAAUCCUGUCUCACAAACCUACUGGAGUUCUACAAAGUAACAGAAGGUAUUUUCUUGGACUGUAGGAAGGUUUUUGGCACAAUGCCACACAAGAGACUGGGACAAAAGCUAGAGCAGGCAUGAAUAACAGGGAAGGCACUACAAUGAAUACCUGACAAAAAGAAAAUAACAUGUGAUUGUCCGAGAUGUCAGAAUGGGUGCACAUGACCUGUGGGGCUUCCACAAGGAUCAGUACUGUAAUAUAUGUACUUGAAUGACAUGAUGGAAGGGAUGUGAAAGUGAGAAUACAAGCAGAUGAGAACCAGGAAGGAACUACAGAUAUAUGGACAGGUUACAGGUCUGGUCUGAAAAGUGGCUACUGGAAUUUAACCCCAGGAAGUGCAAAGUUAUGAAUAUUGUUGAAGAGCAAAGAAGACUGCAGACUGAGUACAGAUUUGGGGAGCAAAGGUUGUAGAUCUUGAGAAGGACCUUGGGGUGAGUAUUAUACCAAGCAUAUCACCUGAAGUGCACAUCAACCAAAUAACUUCUGCAGCAAAUGUGCAUUUGGCAAACCUAAGACUAGCUUUCAGAAACCUAAGUAAGGAGUCAUAACACAAUACAGUGUAAAUCAGGCCUAUAUUGGAGUAUGCAGCACCAGUAUGAGAUCCACAUCUGGUCAAGCAAGUCAAGAAAUUGGAGAAAGUGGAGAAGCCUGUAAUAAGAUAAGUCCCAGAGCUAAAGGGUAUCUCCUAUGACAAGGUUAAGGGAACAACCUGAUGACACAAGAGAAAAGGACUAGCAGAGUCAGGGAUGUAAGGAAGUAUUUCUUCAGUCUUAGAGAAGCCAGGAAGUGCAACAAUAUGGAGCAUGGAAUGGCAGAAGCAGGAUCUAUGCAUAGCUUUAGGAAGAGAUAAUGACAUACGAAGAGGCGGAAACAGGAGCUGACACCCGAACCCUGCAACCACAUACGUAUAGGCGAAUACACACGUGUGUGCAUGCACACACGUGCACACACAAUAAAGCUCUUAGAGCAGGAAGAGAGUGAACCUAAUAGCGACCAGCAAAGAGGCAGGGCCAGGAGCUGUGACUCAACCUCUGCAACUACAAAUAGAUGAGUCCACAACACAGAAAUAAAAGGCAAAUUUUUAAAAUGGAAUUCAAGGGGAGUCGGUAAAUGCUUAAACUACCAGAGACUUAAACAAAAUUACAGAUUAAACACUGGAACACCACAAGCCUUGCUCAGUUCCAGAAAUAAGUAAUCCCACAUACUGGAAAAAUGUAUACUAAACCAGGCAGCUUUCCUAAGAAACACAUUAUGUAGGAGGGAGAGAGCUGGAUAAAUGUCUGCUGGUAUACUAAUACUGAGGGAACACUACAAGCUACAGAAAAUAAAAUCCAAAAUAUGAGUUGUCAAAAUCUUGGUGACAGAACUUCUAAAUCCAAUUAGGACAUCAUAAUAGUAUAUACACUGACAAGAGAAUACAGUAUCACCUGAACACUACAUAAGUGUAAUAUUGAAACAUUCAAGUGGUAUAGUAACGACUUCAAAAUUUCCCACGCAACAGUACCGUGCAAGCCUGGCUAUUGUAUAUUUGUUAAUCCCAGCAGCAGUACCAGCUUUCCUGAAUAGUGUUUGUUACUAACACAUACGGCUAAGUGGGACAAGUGUUUUGUAAGCAAAAUUAAUACUUAAUAUUUGCUUACAACAGAAAAAUUACAACAAAUAAACUGUUAAUAAAUGUCAAGUGUCUAAUGAAGGCGAUAUGCUAAAGAAAUUUUUCACAAGCCUGUGUUAAAUUAGUGUGUAUAGCUGUAGUAUGAUGUUUGCACCAAAACAAGUGUACCAUAGAGAAAACAGAGAAAAACAAACAUUAUAAUACAAGUCCAAGCUAAAAAUAUGACAAAAAAAAAAAGGCUGAAAAAUAUUUUCGUUGGUAGAGAGGAAAGGGAAGAUAUGAUAACACC